This is a messenger RNA of Acomys russatus (golden spiny mouse), 5994 nucleotides long. RefSeq names its product ras responsive element binding protein 1 (gene Rreb1). Gene Ontology annotation, biological process: regulation of transcription by RNA polymerase II. The transcript has 11 exons. Gene Ontology annotation, molecular function: RNA polymerase II cis-regulatory region sequence-specific DNA binding; DNA-binding transcription activator activity, RNA polymerase II-specific. Gene Ontology annotation, cellular component: nucleus. NCBI's taxonomy places the organism in Eukaryota, Metazoa, Chordata, Mammalia, Rodentia, Muridae. Bases 176 to 5434 code for a protein of 1752 amino acids. The record is from RefSeq and is a predicted model, not a curated record.
UAUCUCAUGUCCCCUGUUUCUCUUCUAGUGUAAGGGAGUGCUGCCAAGAGAAGAAACAGGACCCAGAGAGCAUUUCCUACUCCAUGUGGGUGACAGCUGUGCAAGGGACUAUCACUCGGGAUAGAAAAUGGAGUUCUAUAGCAGAGACUUCUUAGACGCAUAAGACCCUGUCCCGAUGACGUCAAAUUCGUCCGUUGGUUUAGAAGGCUCAGACCUGUCUUCCAUCAACACCAUGAUGUCAGCAGUAAUGAGUGUAGCGAGUGUCGCUGAGAAUGGUGGGAGCCCCCAGGGUGUCAAGUCCCCCAUAAAGCCUCCAGGACCAAAUCGGAUUGGCAGAAGGAACCAGGAAACGAAAGAGGAGAAGUCUUCCUACAACUGUCCCCUAUGUGAAAAGAUUUGCACCACCCAGCACCAGCUGACCAUGCACAUCCGUCAGCACAACACAGACACUGGAGGAGCUGACCACUCAUGCAGCAUCUGUGGGAAGUCUCUGAGCUCUGCCAGCUCCCUGGACCGGCACAUGCUGGUGCACUCUGGUGAAAGGCCUUACAAGUGCACAGUGUGUGGGCAGUCUUUCACCACCAAUGGGAACAUGCACAGACAUAUGAAGAUUCAUGAGAAGGACACGAACAGUACUGCAGCUGCAGCCCCUCCAUCCCCUCUGAAGCGUAGACGGUUGUCCUCCAAGAGGAAGCUGAGUCAUGAUGCUGAGUCAGAGAGAGAAGACCCAACACCAGCUAAAAAGAUGGUAGAAGAUGGGCAGUCAGGUGAUCUGGAGAAGAUGACCGGUGAAAUCUUUCACUGUCCAGUGUGUUUCAAGGAGUUUGUUUGCAAGUAUGGACUGGAGACCCACAUGGAGACCCAUUCAGAUAACCCAUUAAGAUGUGACAUUUGCUGCGUUACCUUCCGCACACACCGAGGACUACUGCGCCACAAUGCACUUGUCCACAAGCAGCUUCCCAGAGAUGCCAUGGGAAGACCGUUCAUCCAGAACAACCCUUCCAUUCCCGCUGGCUUCCAUGACUUAGGAUUUACUGACUUCUCCUGUAGGAAGUUUCCUCGAAUCUCUCAGGCCUGGUGUGAAACAAACCUACGAAGGUGCAUCAGCGAGCAGCACCGGUUCGUGUGCGACACCUGCGACAAGGCGUUCCCCAUGCUGUCUUCACUCAUCCUGCACAGGCAGACCCAUGUUCCUGCCGAUCAGGGACAGGAGAAGUUCCAGACCAAGACCCUAAGUGAUGAUACCCUGGACCAGAAGGCCUUCCUGGCCUUGCUGGGCCUGCAGCACACCAAAGACAUCAGGCCUGCCCCUGCCGAGGAGCUUCUGCCGGACGACAACCAAGCAAUACAGCUCCAGACACUCAAGUGUCAGCUACCUCAGGACCCUGGCUGCGCCAACGUGCUGAGUCUAUCUCCUUUUGAAGCUGCUUCUCUAGGUGGUGCUCUGACAGUCCUCCCAGCUACCAAGGAGAACAUGAAGCGCCUGUCCCUGCAGCCCUUCCAGAAGGGCUUCAUCAUCCAGCCGGACAGCAGUAUUGUGGUUAAGCCUAUUUCAGGAGAGUCAGCCAUUGAGCUGGCAGAUAUCCAGCAGAUUCUAAAAAUGGCAGCUUCAGCUCCUCCACAGAUCAGUCUUCCGCCACUUUCCAAGGCUCCCGCCACACCCCUUCAGGCAAUUUUCAAGCACAUGCCUCCUCUGAAGCCAAAGCCCUUGGUCACCCCCCGGACAGUGGUAGCCACCUCUACACCCCCACCUCUCAUCAAUGCACAGCAGGCAUCCCCAGGUUGUGUCAGCCCUAGCCUUCCUCCACAGUCCCUGAAGUUCCUCAAGGGACCAGUCGAGGCAGUCCCCAGUGCCCACCUGCUCCAGGCCAAGUCUGGGGUCCAGGUGAACACCACCAGCACACAGCUCUUCCUGCAGCAACCUGGAGUGGAGUUGCCAGGCCAGCCUGAGAUGAAGACGCAGCUGGAGCAGGACAGCAUCAUCGAGGCCCUGCUGCCCCUGAACAUGGAGGCGAAGAUCAAGCAGGAGAUCACCGAAGGCGACCUCAAGGCCAUCAUGACAGGUCCCAGCGGCAAGAAGGCCCCCGCCAUGCGCAAGGUGCUCUACCCCUGCCGCUUUUGCAACCAGGUGUUUGCUUUCUCUGGGGUUCUCCGAGCCCAUGUCCGCUCCCACCUGGGCAUCUCACCCUACCAGUGCAACAUCUGCGACUACAUCGCCGCCGACAAAGCCGCGCUCAUCCGUCACCUACGCACCCACAGCGGGGAACGACCUUACAUCUGCAAGAUCUGCCACUACCCGUUCACGGUCAAAGCCAACUGUGAGCGGCACCUGCGCAAGAAGCACCUCAAAGCCACCAGGAAGGACAUCGAGAAGAACAUAGACUAUGUGAGCAGCGGCACGGCGGAGCUGGUGGAUGCCUUCUGCUCCCCAGAGACUGUAUGCAGGCUGUGCGGCGAGGACCUCAAGCACUACCGUGCACUGCGGAUCCACAUGCGUACACACUGCAGCCGAGGCCUGGGUGGCUGCCACAAGGGCCGCAAACCCUUCGAGUGCAAGGAAUGCAACGCCGCCUUUGCGACCAAGCGCAACUGCAUUCAUCACAUCCUGAAACAGCACCUGCACGUGCCUGAGCGUGACAUUGAGAGCUAUGUGCUUGCAACAGACGGUGGCCUUGGCCUCACAGAUAUGCCCACAGAGGCCUCUGCCAGAGAAGAGGGCAGCUGCGUUGCUUUCGGUGAGUGCAAGCCCCUCGCCACUCUCCUGGAGCCCCAAAAUGGCUUUCUUCACUCGAACCCCACUCAGCCCCUGCCUUCCCACAUCUCUGUCAAGUUGGAGCCAGCCAGCAGCUUUGCAGUGGACUUCAAUGAACCCCUUGACUUUUCACAGAAAGGCCUGGCACUGGUCCAAGUGAAGCAGGAAAAUAUGUCGUCCCUGCUGAACUCUUCCUGCUCUGCCCUCUAUGACUGCUCCAUGGAGCCCAUUGACCUGUCCAUCCCCAAGAGUAUAAAGAAAGGAGACACGGACACAGCUGUACCCAGUGACGGCAAGAAACCAGAACCAGAAGCUGGGAAAGCCGAGCAGCUCUCUCCCUGCCCACCACCCUGCCCUACCUUGUCAGUGACUGUGGAGCCCAGAGGGAGCCUGGAAAACCCCACAGGCACUGCGGCGGCCGUCACCACAGCUGCCAACCUGGAACCCCCUGCUCAGCCCCUCCAGGGCUCGGUGCAGCUGGCUGUCCCCAUCUAUUCCUCAGCCCUCAUCAGCAAUCCAACCCUCUUGAGCAACUCUGCCCUCUUGAACAACCCAGCCUUGCUUAGGCCCUUACGUCCAAAGCCUCCCCUCCUCUUGCCAAAGCCCCCCAUGACAGAGGAGCUGCCGCCGCUGGCCUCCAUUGCUCAGAUCAUCUCAUCUGUGUCCUCGGCCCCUACUCUGCUGAAAACAAAGGUAGCCGACCCUGGGCCAUCCAUCACCAGCAGUAACACUAUGGCCACAGACAGCUUAGGAGGCUCUGUCCCCAAAGCUGCCUCCACCCCCACCGAUGUCACAACCUCUAAAGAACCCAGUGACCCACCCCCUACAGCCAGCAGCCCAGAGGAAGCUCUGCCCACUGAGCAGGGGCCGGCUACCUCAUCCAGGAAGAGGGGUAGGAAGAGGGGCACGAGAACCCGACCCCUUGCCAACAGUACUGGUGUGGACCUGGACUCCAGUGGGGAAUUUGCUAGCAUCGAGAAGAUGCUGGCCACCACAGACACCAACAAGUUCAGUCCGUUUCUGCAGACUGCGGAGGAUGACGCUCAGGAGGAGGUGGCUGGAGGCCCUGCAGACCACCACGGGCCCAGUGAUGAGGAGCAAGGAAGCCCUGCAGAAGACAGGCUGCUGAGAGCAAAGCGGAACUCUUACGCCAACUGCCUGCAGAAGAUCAACUGUCCCCACUGUCCUCGGGUCUUCCCUUGGGCCAGCUCCCUCCAGAGGCACAUGCUUACACACACUGGUCAGAAACCCUUCCCUUGUCAAAAAUGCGACGCCUUCUUUUCUACCAAAUCUAACUGUGAACGCCACCAGUUGCGCAAACACGGAGUUACCACCUGCUCCCUGAGAAGAAACGGGCUUAUUCCCCCAAAAGAGGGUGAUGUUGGAUCCCAUGAUAGCACAGACAGCCAGUCAGACACAGACACAUUGACCACCCCAGGUGAGGUGCUGGAUCUCACAGCACGGGAUAAAGAGCAGCCACCAUCAGAGGGAGCUGUGGAGAUCAGCCCAGUUACUCAGGACCUCUCUGUUAAAGAGGCCAAAGCAGAGGCAGCCCCUCCUGAGAAGGAGGAAGAAAGAGGAACUGAGGAGAACCCGGAGCCAGAGGAAGAGUGUGGCGUGGAAGAGAGCACCAGGGAUGCAGAUGCCCCAGAGGAAGACACAGCCAGCAACCAGAGCCUGGAUCUUGACUUUGCCAGCAAGCUGAUGGACUUCAAACUGGCCGAGAGCGAGGCCGGCACCGUGGACAGCCAAGGCUCAGCCCAGCAAGAGCAGAAGCAUAGCUGCAGUACCUGUGGGAAGAACUUCAAGUUCCUGGGCACCCUGAGUCGCCACAGGAAGGCACACAGCUGCCAGGAGCAGAAGGAGGAGAAGGAGGCGCCUUCAGUGGAGAAUGAGAGUGCUGGCAGAGCAGUAGAGGGGCCCUCGCCUUCGCCUGAGCCUGAGGAGAAACCUGCUGAAUCCCCACUGAUAGAUCCAACACCAGGAACCAGUGAGGCCUCUGUGGAGAAACAGAAUGAAGAGACAGAGGGUCCCUCUGAUGGGGAAGGCACAGCUGAGAAGAGGGGUGACGGUGACAAGAGACCAAAGACAGAUUCCCCCAAAAGCAUGGCCAGUAAGGCGGACAAGAGGAAGAAGGUUUGCAGUGUAUGCAACAAGCGCUUUUGGUCCCUUCAGGACCUCACCCGGCAUAUGAGGUCACACACAGGAGAAAGGCCAUACAAGUGUCAGACCUGUGAGCGAACCUUCACCUUAAAGCACAGCCUAGUUCGACACCAGAGGAUCCACCAGAAAGCGAGGCACAGCAAGCACGGGAAGGACAGCGACAAGGACGAGCGGGCUGAGGAGGACAGUGAGGAUGAGUCCACCCACAGUGCUAACAACCCUGUCUCAGAGAAUGAGGCGGAAUCCGCUCCCAGCACCAGCAACCAUGUGGCCAUCACCAGGAGCCGGAAAGAGAGCUUGGCCAAUUCUGGGAAGGAUUGUAGCCAGGAAGAGAAGGCUGCAGCAGAGCGGGCAGCUGAGCCCAGCCACAGCGCCCCCAAGGAGCAGGUGUCUCCAGGUGACACAGACCCCCAGAGCCCAGCAGCCAUUGUGCAAGACUUGCUGGAGCUGUGUGGCAAGAGGCCCGCCCCAAUCCUGGCGGCCUCCGACAGUGCCUCGCAGCUCUUGGGGAUAGAAUGACAGCCUUCCCCGUCCUGUCAGCACACAGAGAAAGCUAGCAGAGCAUCCCGAAUAUAGAUUUCACAAAGUUUUCUCAGUGUCCUUCAGCUGUCUGGAGAGCGAGAGAGGAAAGAGGGCAAAAGAGAGACAGGCAGGCGUGCCGCCAACCAGCUCGUGCCAUACUAGCCUUACCCAGUGCGCAAGCACCCGGCCCCCCGGUGUGGCCGGCUCCAGUGCCUUAACUACUUACGGGUCCUCCCAUGUCACUGUGGGUGUGUCCCUCCCAAAAUGACUAUUUUAAUGAAUUUUUCAGAGGACCUCUUUGUUUAAGCAUUAACAUUACCUUUCGUACUGGUGUGUUUGAGCUUGUUUUUGUGAAUCUGUGAUAGUACUGUUUGUUCUGUGAGCUGGAAGCAGAAGAAGAAAACCUUCCCCCUUGGAUCCCCGUAGCCAAUAACUGGAAGAAAAUGAUGUGAAUUUCAUGUACAUGACCAGAGGAAAGAGGGUGUGGGGCUGGUUUCUAAGCUAGCCCUUUUUCCUCUGGUUCACCUGGUGGAGGAGCUGUGGUCUGGCCUUUUCUG